Molecule: messenger RNA, 412 nt
Organism: Drosophila santomea
Lineage: Eukaryota; Metazoa; Arthropoda; Insecta; Diptera; Drosophilidae
Product: neuropeptide-like 4
Exons: 2
Coding region: 121-282 (53 amino acids)
Source: RefSeq, a predicted model, not a curated record
AGCGGCUCAGAUCCGGCUCAAAACGCCAAUGUUUGUGGUUGUAUAAAAGGCUGCAAUCUGGCAAACAUCGAGUGCAGUUCGAUUCUGUUUGUCAAACCGAGAAUUAACCCUUUCGUCAUCAUGCUGAAGCUGGUACUCCUCUUGCUCGCCGCCCUCCUGGCCGUUGCCAUGGCUGUUCCCGCUCCAGGACCCAGUCCAAAUCCCGCCCCGGUGCCCCAGUUUGUCUACUCCGCCGGCUAUCCGGCCGUGGGCUACGCCUCCCCUUACGUUUACUACGGCUGAGCUCAGUAUCCGGAUUCACUGAAUAAAGCCUUUGGACUUGUGCAUGAACAACCAGUUCGUUUCACUUGAUACAAAUGGUUUGGUGUUUCGAAGAAUAAUAAAUAAAUUGAAAUUAUACAUGUAAAACUUU